UGUCACUUUCACUGCUUUGUUUGGUUUCCACAGUCCAUAAUCCCUCGAGAGCAUAAACAGUCAUCAUGGGCUCUUGGUUCGAUAUCAUCUCUUCCCUGGUCAUACUGGCUAUAUUCUGCGCUGCCGUCCAUUUCGCGCGCCCUUAUGCCCACUUCCUUGACCCCCACUCGAACGCUACCGCCCCUUCCAAGAACUUUAACAAUAACGUCUCAUAUGACGCCUCUGCUUCUCGUGUCGCCAUCAAGACCGACCGCGUUGCCCCCUCGAGGGACGAAUACAUUCAGAACAUGCAAGGCGCAUUCAAGAGGGGCGCCCAUAUGGUCAAGGGUCACAGGGAUGCUUUCGGCUUCAAGAAGGGAGAGGCAGGGGCUGCGAGUCCGACCGAGGCUGCUGGUGAAAAGUCUGUAAGAUCAAAAAAGCUCGCCUAGUUGCCCGAUUUCAACGCUUCAGGUUCCAAAAUAGAGACUGCUAGGGAUGUAUACACGAAUACGAUAAACGAUACACAAUGUGCCGGCUG
Cryptococcus amylolentus CBS 6039 is the source of this 517-nucleotide messenger RNA. RefSeq lists its product as hypothetical. Bases 66 to 428 code for a protein of 120 amino acids. The record is from RefSeq and is a predicted model, not a curated record. NCBI's taxonomy places the organism in Eukaryota, Fungi, Basidiomycota, Tremellomycetes, Tremellales, Cryptococcaceae. The transcript has 4 exons.